AUGAUUAAUAUUUUAAUGACUGUAUUAACCAAAAAUCUUGACCGACGUCGUGAGUCAUCUCGUUUUGCUGCACGUGAUCGACGUGGUAAGGAAGCGGAUAUCUUUACGGAUCUCAAAGUAGUGAUACCAAUUGUUGAUGAAGCAACAGUUACACAUGUGGAUCGGAUUGCUAUAUUGCGGGUUGCAUUGACUCUUUGCCGGUUACGAAAAGUUGCAACGAAAUUUUUGAAAACUAAUCUCACUGAGGAACAUCGAUGUUUAUGGUCUGAAACAACAUUGCUAGAGUGUUUAGAUGGUUUUCUGGCUAUUGUUGACCUGGAUGGUAUCAUCCUAUACGUUAGUGAAAGUGUCUCCAUCUACCUCGGACUUACGCAAAUGGGUGACGAUUUUCGAGAAAGCAUUUCUACUUUAUGA
Molecule: messenger RNA, 414 nt
Organism: Brugia malayi
Lineage: Eukaryota; Metazoa; Nematoda; Chromadorea; Rhabditida; Onchocercidae
Gene: Bma-hif-1.5
Exons: 4
Coding region: 1-414 (137 amino acids)
Biological process (GO): regulation of transcription by RNA polymerase II; cellular response to hypoxia
Molecular function (GO): protein dimerization activity; RNA polymerase II transcription regulatory region sequence-specific DNA binding; DNA-binding transcription factor activity, RNA polymerase II-specific
Source: RefSeq, a predicted model, not a curated record